Molecule: messenger RNA, 1515 nt
Organism: Helianthus annuus (common sunflower)
Lineage: Eukaryota; Viridiplantae; Streptophyta; Magnoliopsida; Asterales; Asteraceae
Exons: 3
Coding region: 1-1515 (504 amino acids)
Source: RefSeq, a predicted model, not a curated record
AUGGCGCAGCCUUCUAAGAAGGUGCAAAAAAGGAAAAUUGGCAAAAGAGGCAAUCUGGAUGCCUUUAUUACAAAGCCUCCCCCAGAAAAGCCUAUUCCUUCUGUUUGCGCGGAGCCAUCAUCUGUUUUUAAUGAUGAUCUCCCUUCUUCGUCACCUUGCGCAUCUAUUAAGGAGCAGCUAGAAGGUACAAAAGCUUUUGAAACGGAGGUAGAGAAGGUUGUUGAGGUGGAAAAUCCUGAAGAAGUUGAGAAACCUGUUGAGGUUGAGCUGGAAGCGGAGAAGGUUGUGGAAACGGAGGCUGCGGAUGUUGAUGUUACUCAGCCUAAGUCUCCUGAAGUUGUGACGAGUGAGCAAGAGAAAGGGAAAUCCAUUCAUGAAGACCCUAUGAUAACUAUCCCUACUUCUGCCGCUACUUCUGCGCCUGUAAACGUUGAGAGAAGCCCAGUUGGUGAUCAAGGCUUUUUUGCCCAUGAUGAAGAAGACUCUCCCAUCCGCCCAGAGGAAACUCCAGGGGAUUAUUAUUAUACAUCUUACUCAGAGAAGAAAGCUUCUGAGAUACAUGCACCGGUGUGGAAACUUAAGAAAGGCGACACUUUUUUAGACUGGCAGGUUUGCCAUGAUUGGUUGCAGGGUACCUUUCCUCCUGGUGAAGUGAAGUUUCAAGAAGAGCGUUCUCACGAUCAGUCUUAUCAUGCUUACCUUGAGGAAGCUGCUAGCUUUACUUCCACUACUCACCGUAUAGUGCGCGAGUGGCGUAGUAUGCACAAAGAAUUGACUGCUUUUGAAGCAUCCAUGAAAAAGGCUUCUAAAGAGGAGGCCCGAGUUGCCCUGCUGAGGGCUAAGUUGGAGGCUGAUCGAGCCAACUUUGAAAGUGAGCAGAAAACCGAAGAGUGGUCUGCCGCGGGAUGGAGAAGAAAAGCGGAAGCUGAAACCGCCAUACUGUUAGAAGAGCGUAAACGUUGGAGAGAAAUUUGUGAGAAGGACAAUAAUGAAAAAAUGGGUCUCCACAAUGUCAUCAACAAUCUUAAGGCAGAGAUUGAGAAGUCGAAGAAGCAGGAUGUGGAGAUUGAGAGGUUGAAGAAAGAGAAUGUAGAAGCUGAAGCGGCACGCGAUGAGGCCCGUUCUCAUCGAGAGAGGAGUGAGCAAAGAGAGGUACAAAUUUGCGCCACUCUUGCCCUUAAGAAUAAGGAGAUAGACGAACUCACCUCUUUAUUAUCUGAUCAGGAACAAAUUAAAGCGGAGCUCAAAUCUGCCAAAAAAUAUUUGCAGCUUGAGCGAGUUGAAAAAGCUGAGACCUCCCGUCGCCUGAGUGAAACCGAAGAAAAGUUAGAAAACUCUGAAACUGCUCGGGUGACGGCGGAGAGUCUGGUUGAACCGUUGAAGGAUAACAUGCUCUGGAUGAAAUGUCGUGGGAUUAUAAAUGAUGCAAAUUCUGUCCUUAACUCCAAUGAGUUGGAUCAAACUGUUGCGCAUCUGCUGGUUACUACGCGUAAUGAUGGAUACGCCCAAGGAUAG